AUGGCGGAUUCAGGCGCCGCAGCGAACGAUCCUUCGCUGCUGACGGUCAUCCUGGAUACAAACCCGCAUGCUUGGGCACAGCUUCAAGAGACGCUCCCGCUCUCCUCUGCCGUGGCGAACCUGCUGGUCUUCAUCAACGCCCAUCUGGCAUGCAACUACGCAAACAAAGUGGCCGUUGUGGCCAGUCACAGUCAUCAGGCCGUCUGGCUGUACCCAACUCCCCCAGCCGCCGCUCCUGGUGAUGCCGCUGCCGACUCGCAAAAGAAACACCUCCGGCCGUCCAAUAACGACCGGGACGGAGAUACACCCAUGACCGACUACGGAGAACCCGUCGUCUCCCCGCAAGCACAGCAGCUGAAACAGCAGCCGAACAAGUACCGUCCUUUCCUCCUGGUUGAGCAGCAGUUGACCCGCAACCUCAAUCGGCUUCUCACGCGCACCCGAGCAGAAGAAAUAUCCCCUUCUUCUGCUUCUUCCUCCUCUUCUACCAUGAUGGCCGGCGCCCUCUCCCUUGCACUCAGCUAUAUCAACCGCGAAACCAUCGCUUACCUUGAUACACAUGGAACCGCGGCCGGCUCCGACCCAGCGGCAGGCGGAGCGGGCGGCCUCCCCCCACCCCCGGGCGGCGCCCCUCCCACAUCAGAUAAGGCUAAUGCUGCCGCUGCUACAGAUGCUGGUGCUCUCCAGUCUCGUAUCCUUAUCAUCUCCGUCAGUAGUGCUGCAAACUCAGCUCAGCAAUACAUACCCAUUAUGAACAGCAUCUUUGCCUGUCAGCGUCUCCACAUACCUAUCGACAUCUGCAAGCUAGCCGGUGAUGCUGUUUUCCUACAACAGGCCUGUGACGCUACUCGUGGCAUAUACAUGUCUUUAGACUCCCCGCGGGGGUUUUUACAAUAUCUCAUGCUCGCCUUUUUACCUGAUCAGCGAGCGAGGCGGAACCUGAUACUGCCUACUCGUGUCGACGUUGAUUUCCGCGCUGCUUGCUUCUGUCACCGGAAAGUCGUCGAUGUCGGGUUUGUGUGUAGUAUCUGUCUCAGUAUCUUCUGCGAACCACCUGAGGGUGCUAAUUGUCUGACUUGUGGCACCCAUUUGGCUCUGGGUGACUAUGGAGCCAAACCGAUCGUUGUUUCACGGAAGAAAAAGCGUAAGAAAGGUUCUGCAAAGACGCUCAAUGGAGCAGGCAACGGAGUCUCUUCCGGUCCAGCCACCCCGAGUUCAAUGGCAACCACCCCGGCUCCCUGA
Trichophyton rubrum CBS 118892 is the source of this 1242-nucleotide messenger RNA. RefSeq lists its product as uncharacterized. Bases 1 to 1242 code for a protein of 413 amino acids. Lineage: Eukaryota; Fungi; Ascomycota; Eurotiomycetes; Onygenales; Arthrodermataceae. Gene Ontology annotation, cellular component: transcription factor TFIIH core complex; transcription factor TFIIH holo complex. The record is from RefSeq and is a predicted model, not a curated record. Gene Ontology annotation, biological process: regulation of DNA-templated transcription; nucleotide-excision repair. The transcript is spliced from 2 exons.